This is a messenger RNA of Fimicolochytrium jonesii, 1038 nucleotides long. RefSeq lists its product as uncharacterized. The transcript is spliced from 2 exons. The record is from RefSeq and is a predicted model, not a curated record. NCBI's taxonomy places the organism in Eukaryota, Fungi, Chytridiomycota, Chytridiomycetes, Spizellomycetales, Powellomycetaceae. Gene Ontology annotation, cellular component: mitochondrial large ribosomal subunit; ribosome. Gene Ontology annotation, molecular function: structural constituent of ribosome. Bases 395 to 1030 code for a protein of 211 amino acids.
ACGCCGAUGCAAGCGUGGGGCUAACCCUAAUCCUAACCCUAACCCUCACUGGGACAAUUAGAGUAUGUGUGCUUAAAGGGUAGCGUGGAGAGCAAAUGCGAGAGAUCCCCACUGGCGUGGCGCAGCAUGGCUCCCGUCCUUUCUGCCUUUCGCAAGUUGCUCCCACAACUCGUCACAAUUUGACAUUGGAAGGACGCCGACCACGACGCCGACUCGGUCGCUCACUCCUGCCUAACUUAAGAAUGGCUUGCAACUCACUGAGGACAGCGGCUUCGCUGCGAUCCACACUUGCACAAAAGGAAUCAACCAUCUUCAGGCGGGCAAUCCACGUAUCUCCCCGCUCUUUUCAAGGUAUGCUAAGACACACUGCGGUGACUGCUGCUUUUGAACCUCCAUGUCUGAUCCGGGCUUUUACUUUGGCCGCGCAGCUGCCGUGGCCGUGGCAGAAUCAGAAGGGAAUGGGUCGUACGGAUGUGGACCUACCGCCGCAACAACCUCGAGCCACAGCUUCAGAGCUAGCCCAAUUACCCCUUUCAGAAAGAUUGGCGCCGCACCACUGUCAACGCAGGCGUCGACACCAUCCACGCCCCGGGAACCAAUAAUCGACUCUCCACUGGCCAGGCCGGCAGGUCACUCACAACAAUCGAGGCCUUGGAGCAGAGAGACGAGUGCAGCAUUAGACCUCCUACGCAGCCAGGACAAAUACUACGCCAUCGUAGAACUUAAAAGCCGACCAUACUACGUCAACUUGAACGAUGUCCUGAUAACGAUGCGAAUGAAUGAGUUGGAGCUGGGCGACAUCAUCCAGCUGGAUCGGGUGCGGGAAAUAGGGAGUAGAGAUUUUGUCCUGAAGGGGAACCCAUAUGUAGAUCCCAGCUACUUCACGAUCAAAGCGGUGGCGAUUGAGCAUCCAGUGAGUCGGGAAAUCAAAACGAUUCACAAAAAGCGACGAGGGAGGGAUCGGGUUGCGUUCAACCACUCACAUCAUACGGCAUUGCGAAUCGCGACGAUCAAGAUCAACGAUCAGUGAAGCUUGUA